AUUCAUUAAUUUAUCCACCAUAAUCCGUUUACCUUUCACGGCGAGGCCACGCAAGGCGCCUCCCCCUUGCCGCCUCCGCCGUCACAACCACCACAUCAAUUUCAAUUCCUCCACAACCACCCUCUGCGAUGGAGAUCCAUCACCAUCACCAUCAUCAUAUGAGAGAGGAAAAGCAGAUGGAGAUUCAUCACCACCACCAUCAUCAUCAUCAUCAUCAUAAUCAUCAUAACGAGAUGGUGGUGUCAUCUUCCUCUUCUUCUUCCUCAUCGCCGAGUGAGUCAGACGAGGAGUUGCAACACAUGUUGUUGGCGCCACCAUUGUGGAAGAAGAGGUUGUCGAAGCAGUUAUCGAUGUGCGAGAAGCCAAGGGACAUUGCAUGGGAAAGAAGGCGGAUGCAGGAGCGGCGGAGAAGUUCGACGGUAUGUGAUGAUUUGACCGACGAGGACCUGAAUGAGCUUAAAGGGUGUAUAGAACUUGGAUUCGGAUUCAACGAGGAAGACGGUCAGAGACUGUGUAACACCUUGCCCGCACUCGAUCUUUAUUUCGCUGUCAACCGCAGGUUGUCUCCUAGCCCUGUCUCCACCCCUCAGAGUCGUUCCUCUUCCCUCGGAGGUCGUUCUUCCUCGUUUGGAAGCCCUAGAAGUGACUCUGACUCUUGGAAGAUUUGUAGCCCAGGGGAUGACCCUGAACAUGUGAAGACCAAGUUAAGGCAUUGGGCUCAAGCCGUAGCCUGUUCUGUGAUGCAAUCAUCUUGAGAAAAUAACCUGUGGGAUGUUCUGUACAGAGAAGGGACGAAACAAAAACAGAAAAAAAUAAUAAAAGAAGAGACUUUGCUUAAACUGUAUUACGAUUAUUCCUUGGGAAGGGAUUUUUUGACGGAGGCUAACAGAUUCACUUUGCUGGGUCGAAUUUGGAAUUUGGUUAGAGCAGAGGCAUGGACGCAAUUAUGAUGAACCCAGAUUUCUUGAGCGAUUUUAUUUAUUCUGUUUUUGAUGUUCUAAUCCUAAAGUGUCCCUGGCAGAGUGUAUUUGAAUUCCUAUAGCUAUUUUUUGGAUGAAAUGGUAAAAAGUAAAAAAACAAUAGCAAAGUGGGUUCAGUUCAGGAUAAGAGCUCUCACUGUGAAGACACUUAAGAGAUUUCACACCAAUCAUGAGUAUAUACAUAAAUAUAUAUGUAUUAAUAGAUGAUCAGUGUUACGCCCUUUCCUUAGCUUAGGACAUCCUUUCACAUGUUGUGACUUGAUUGUAAAACAUAAACUUGCAAAAAUGUAAUUGUUGAUUAUGGCG
Messenger RNA from Vigna unguiculata (cowpea), 1286 nucleotides. Its product is annotated as 1-phosphatidylinositol-4,5-bisphosphate phosphodiesterase epsilon-1, putative (DUF1685). The record is from RefSeq and is a predicted model, not a curated record. Lineage: Eukaryota; Viridiplantae; Streptophyta; Magnoliopsida; Fabales; Fabaceae.